AUGGAGUUUGAGGAUAACGUGAGCUGCACUGAUUGCCUGCCAUACGGUCCGAAUGAGAGCAGCUUCACCACACAUACCUCGUCGGCUGGUGUGACGACAGCGCUGGCCAGCGUGCUGAUAUUUACCAUCAUCGUUGACAUCUUGGGGAAUCUGCUGGUUAUUUUGUCAGUGUUCAGAAACAAGAAGCUCAGAAAUGCAGGGAACAUCUUCGUGAUCAGCCUGUCGGUGGCGGAUCUGGUGGUGGCAGUCUACCCCUAUCCCCUGGUGCUCACCGCCAUCUUCCACAACGACUGGACCAUGGGCGACACUCACUGCCAGAUCAGUGGCUUCAUCAUGGGCCUGAGCGUCAUAGGCUCCAUCUUCAACAUCACCGCCAUCGCCAUCAACCGCUACUGCUACAUCUGCCACAGCCUACAGUACGACCGGCUCUACAGCGUCCGCAACACCUGCCUCUACCUGUGCCUCACCUGGGCGCUCACUGCCGUUGCCACGGUGCCCAACUUCUUCGUGGGCUCCCUGCAGUACGACCCGCGGGUGUUCUCCUGCACCUUCGCACAGGAGGUCAGCUCGUACUAUACCAUCGCUGUGGUGCUGGUCCACUUCCUGGUCCCGCUGCUGAUCGUGUCCUUCUGCUACCUCCGCAUCUGGGUGCUGGUGAUCCAGGUAAAGCACCGGGUCAAACCGGACAGCAAGCAGAAGGUGAAGGCCGGCGACCUGCGCAACUUCCUGACCAUGUUUGUGGUGUUUGUCUUGUUCGCAGUUUGCUGGGCGCCGCUCAACUUUAUCGGGCUGGCGGUGGCUAUCGACCCACUGCGGGUGGCUCCUCUAAUCCCCGAGUGGCUCUUCAUCAGCAGCUACUUCAUGGCCUAUUUCAAUAGCUGCCUCAAUGCGGUUGUCUAUGGGCUGCUCAACCAAAACUUUCGCAAGGAGUACAAGCGGAUCCUCCUGGGCCUGUGCGCUCCUCGCCAGCUCUUCCUGGACACGUCCAAGUGCGGUACAGACGGGGUGAAGAGCAAACCGUCGCCCGCAGUGACCAAUAACAACCUCGCGGAAAUAAAUUUGUGA
Molecule: messenger RNA, 1065 nt
Organism: Conger conger (European conger)
Lineage: Eukaryota; Metazoa; Chordata; Actinopteri; Anguilliformes; Congridae
Product: melatonin receptor type 1C-like
Exons: 2
Coding region: 1-1065 (354 amino acids)
Biological process (GO): G protein-coupled receptor signaling pathway
Cellular component (GO): membrane
Molecular function (GO): melatonin receptor activity
Source: RefSeq, a predicted model, not a curated record